Dentiscutata erythropus is the source of this 864-nucleotide messenger RNA. NCBI's taxonomy places the organism in Eukaryota, Fungi, Glomeromycota, Glomeromycetes, Diversisporales, Gigasporaceae. The record is from the annotation of a GenBank genome assembly.
AUGGACGCGUUUAACUUACUGUUCGCACCACAAUCCGAUGAUGGAAUAGAAAUUGACUAUCCAGACGAUUCAUCAGUUUCGGAAGAUGAGGGCGUCGUCUUUGAUGUACCAUCGGUCCAAGCAGUUCCGUUAACUAGUUCUUAUACUUAUCAUUCCCCAUUACCCUCAGCUUUGGCAGUCAACAGGGGAGAACCUUGUAUUUUAGGUGUAGACGAAGCUGGAAGAGGUCCCGUCCUUGGACCAAUGGUUUAUAGUAUUUGCUAUUGCCCACACUCCAAAUACGAACAAGUUUCUAAAUUGGGAUUCGUUGAUUCAAAGACUCUUAAAGAAAGCCAUCGAGAAUCCCAUUUUCGACUAAUUCAAUCACAUCAAGAGAAUAUCGCGUGGAGUGUGCGUGUAUUAUCACCUCAAGAUAUUUCAUGGAAUAUGCUAAAAAUGAAUAAGUAUAAUCUGAACGCUCAGGCACAUGAUACUACAAUCGAAUUGAUUCGGCAGGUGUUAGCUCAAGGGGUCAACGUGACUGAGAUAUAUAUUGAUACGGUAGGGCCUCCCGAGUCAUAUAAAGCAAAACUUUCAAACAUAUUUCCUGGAAUAGAUAUAAUAGUAGAAAAAAAAGCAGAUAGUAAGUAUCCCAUUGUGAGCGCUGCAAGCAUUUGCGCUAAGGUCACACGUGAUCAAAUCUUGAAGCAUUGGACAUUUGUUGAAAAAGAAUUAAAAUCAUCAAAAAUAUUUGGUUCUGGAUACCCUUCAGAAGCGCCUCAGGGAUCUAUAACUCGACUUUUUGAACAAGAAGAAAAGAAACAGGAAAAACCGCAAUCAAGACUGUUUAUGGAUAUGGGGUUAAAAUGCGUGUCAGAUUUUUAA